UUCUCUUCAACCCAAACCACACCCAUUCUCAAUUCAAUCUCUCUCUCCAAUCUCCCUAUAUAUUUUCCUCCAUCGAUUUCUCGCCCGCUAAAUCUCCCUAAAAUGACGGUUCAUUCUAAUAUCUCAUCUCCUCUUGGCCCUCCCGCUUGCGAGAAAGACGCCAAGGCUCUUCAAUUUAUUGAGGACAUGACUCGAAACACUGACUCCGUGCAAGCUAAUGUUCUCGCCGAGAUUUUGAGCCGAAAUGCACAUACUGAGUACCUGCGCAUGUUUCAUCUGGACGGUGCCACCGACCGUGAAACUUAUAAGUCCAAAGUCCCCGUCGUCGGUUACGACGAGCUUAGUCCUUAUAUUAAACGAAUCGCCGAUGGUGAUCGUUCUCAAAUCCUCUCUUCUCAGCCCAUCUCUGAGUUCCUCACCAGUUCUGGGACAUCUGCUGGAGAAAGAAAGCUGAUGCCUACCAUUGCUGAGGAGUGGGACCGUAGGCAGAAACUAUACAGCCUUCUCAUGCCUGUGAUGAAUCUGUACGUUCCGAAUCUAAACAAAGGGAAGGGCUUGUACUUCUACUUCAUAAAAGCGGAAACCAAGACCAAGAGUGGCUUGGUAGCGCGCCCGGUGCUCACUAGUUACUACAAAAGUGAGCAAUUCAGGAACAGGCCUUAUGAUCCAUACAAUGUCAACACGAGCCCUGAUGAGGCCAUUCUGUGUCCGGAUUCUUUCCAAAGCAUGUACUCUCAAAUGCUCUGUGGCCUCAUGAUGCGCGAAGAGGUGCUGCGCAUGGGUGCUGUGUUUGCUUCCGGUCUAGUUCGAGCCGUUCGUUUUCUCCAACUCAAUUGGCAAGAAUUGGCUCAUGACUUUGAAACCGGAACUCUUAACUCCAAUAUAACCGAUCCUUCUGUGAGGGCACGGGUGUCCGAGAUGUUGAAGCCUGACCCAGAGCUUGCUAAGUUUAUCACCGGACAAUGUUCUGAUGAGAAUUGGGAGGGGAUCAUCACCAGAAUUUGGCCUAAUACCAAAUAUCUCGACGUGAUCGUGACCGGUGCAAUGGCUCAGUACAUUCCAACGCUUGAUUACUACAGCAACGGAUUGCCGAAAUACUGUACAAUGUACGCGUCCUCGGAAUGUUACUUUGGCCUUAACUUGAAGCCCGUCUGUGAUCCCUCACAAGUUUCGUACACCAUCAUGCCUAAUAUGGGCUACUUUGAGUUUCUCCCGCAUGACUCCACGUCAUCCGGGACUCUCUCGCGUGACUCUCCCCCGCGUCUCCUCGACCUAGCCGAACUCGAGCUAGGCAAGGAGUACGAGCUCGUGAUCUCGACCUAUGCAGGCUUGUGCAGGUACCGCGUUGGUGACAUUCUGCGUGUCACGGGGUUCCACAACUCCGCUCCUCAAUUCAAGUUCGUGAGGCGCAAAAAUGUACUUCUCAGCAUCGACUCGGAUAAAACCGAUGAGGCCGAAUUACAAAGCGGCAUAGACAAUGCCUCGGUUUUAUUACGCGAAUUCAACACAAGCAUUGUGGAGUACACUAGCUACGCGGAUACGAAAACCAUCCCCGGCCAUUACGUGAUCUACUGGGAACUCCUGAUAAAGGACUCGACCAACCCACCGACCGACGCGGUGCUGAACCAAUGCUGUCUCGCCAUGGAAGAAUCGUUCAACUCAGUGUAUCGACAAGGCCGAGUAGCGGACAACUCAAUAGGACCACUCGAGAUCAGGGUGGUGAAAAAUGGCACAUUUGAGGAGCUCAUGGACUAUGCAAUAUCAAGAGGCGCAUCAAUUAAUCAAUACAAAGUACCAAGAUGCGUUACCUUCACACCCAUUUUAGAACUACUCGACUCGAGAGUUGUGUCAUCACAUUUGAGCCCAGCGGCCCCGCAAUGGACCCCGGAUAGACGUCGUUGAUCAACAUGCAUAUCACGGGUUGGUUUGGUUUGGUAGCUACUCAAGUGACCGAAAAGAAACUGAAAUAAAGCGUGUGUAAAAUGAAUGUAGAAGUGCAGCUUUUUCAAAGCUGAUUGCGAUCCAUCAAUGAAAAGUGUCGUUAGUGUUGUUUGCAAUGGCAGGGAUAUUGUCUUGUGUUUUCUGUAGGUUCAAAUAAUCUGUGCGCACGAUGUAAUUAUCCAGGGGCGUAUGAUUGUCUUUCUUUUUAACUUUUUGUCUAAAGCUACAAAAAAAGACGUUUAAUUUGUGGUGUUGUGUUCA
Messenger RNA from Daucus carota subsp. sativus, 2202 nucleotides. RefSeq names its product probable indole-3-acetic acid-amido synthetase GH3.1. Lineage: Eukaryota; Viridiplantae; Streptophyta; Magnoliopsida; Apiales; Apiaceae. Gene Ontology annotation, molecular function: acid-amino acid ligase activity. Gene Ontology annotation, cellular component: cytoplasm. Bases 103 to 1902 code for a protein of 599 amino acids. The record is from RefSeq and is a predicted model, not a curated record. The transcript is spliced from 3 exons.